Molecule: messenger RNA, 573 nt
Organism: Peronospora matthiolae
Lineage: Eukaryota; Oomycota; Peronosporomycetes; Peronosporales; Peronosporaceae
Source: the annotation of a GenBank genome assembly
AUGGUUGGCCUAGGGCCGAGUGAUAAAGGAUGUGGUUCCUUUGAUGUGUGUAUAGUGGCACGUGAAACUACACCGAGUGUGGUCGGCCGUGAGAGCACCGCACUGAAUGUCGGUAAUGACAUUUUUGGCCACAUGUCAUUUAGUGUGGGCGGACGUGAGGGCACCACGCUUAACGCCGGUAAUGGCGUUGUUGGCGAUUCGCCAUAUAGUGUGGGCGGCCGUGAGGAUACCACACCUAAUGUCAAUAAUGACAUUGUUGGCGAUACGCCGUAUAGUGUGGACGGCCAUGAGGGCACCACGCUUAACGCCGGUAAUGGCGUUGUUGGCGAUACGCCGUAUACUGUGGGCGGCCGUGAGGGCACCACACCUAAUGUCAGUAAUGAUACUGUUGGCGAUACGCUGUAUAGUGUGGGCCGUGAGGGCACCACACCUAAUGUCAGUAAUGAUACUGUUGGCGAUACGCCGUAUAGUGUGGACGGCCGUGAGGGCACCACACCUAAUGUCGGUCAAGACAAAAGCUCUCGUAGAGAGCGUCUCGAAGAGACGAUCGAGACGCCGGGUAGCAGCUUUUAA